CAUUUUACCAGGCAUACCUCUUUAUGGCAGAAUCAUGAGCAAUCACAAGACAGAGGUAAAGAUAGUAGUUACUUCAUCAGAAGUUAAGGAUGGAGGAGGAAAACCAGUAAAUAUGACUGGAAUCAAACAUUUUGUCCAAAAAGUAACAUCAACCACAAGAGGAAAUGAGUCUGAAACUUCUCACAUCAUGAGGACCCCAAAUUCUAGAACUGUUGCACCCACAACGCGCACACCUCUAUCCACUCCUCGCACAACAUGUGGGCUAGGUGUCACUUCAAAAUCUUCUGUCCAUGCCUCAGAUAACAUGACUGGAACCCCACAACAACAUGCAACUCCAACAUUUGCUUCAAGAACUGGCACUCCAAAAUCAGUACGGACACCAUUACCGUCUGGCAGUUCAAGAACUCCAGCAACAAAUCCUUCAAGACUUGGUCCACCAGGUGUGCCAGUGCCUAAAAGAUUAAAGAAGGGCGAUGAAAGUUAUAAGCCUGAAUUUGUUAGCCAUUCUGAAGGACAUCGAAGAACUAAAACUAUCAAGAGCCUUGAUUCGGACAGAAGAGAGGAUGAGAAUAAGCGUAAAGAGCAUGCUGGAGUGCGAAGGGUCUUGUCCUCCUCUACUGUUAAUGUUCCUGUGCCACUAAGAGUAUCAGGUGAUCGUUUAUCUUUUGAAGUUAAAAGUCCUCUUCCUUCUAGAGCAUCUCUUGGCAGGCCAUCAUCAGCUUCUAAAUCUUCAGUUGGGUUAAGUACACCAACAACACAAUUGAAGAGACGGUCCAGUGUUAAGCUUAGCAAGUCAUCAAAACUCUUUAAUGAUUAUAUACAAACGCCCUCAGGUUGUAGCGCCUUAACCCCUGAUGUGAUUCGAUCUUGCAAUACGGAUUUAUCUGUCAGUCCCAGUGCAGAAAGUUACAUAGGGAGAGCAGAGUCCACAGCAGUGUCUGUUGGCGUUAGAGUUCGUCCCCUUAGUAGUAGAGAGCAGACAGCAUCAGAGUUGAACAUCUUUGAUGUCUUUGGAAACACACUGAAGAUUCAGAGUGAUACCGGAUCCAGUUAUACGUUUAACUAUGACCAUUGCUUUUGGUCGUGCAGUGAAAACCAUCCCCAAUAUGCAUCCCAGGAAGAUGUUUAUACAACAAUAGCACAGCCUUUACUGGAAAAGGCAUACGAAGGAUAUAAUGUAUGUUUGUUUGCUUAUGGGCAGACUGGAUCUGGUAAAAGUUACACGAUGUUAGGAGAUAGUGCCCUCGAUGAACCUGACAUGCCAAUACCUUCAUCAGUGGGCAUCAUACCUAGGUUUUGCUGGGAAUUGUUUGACCGUGCCAAGCACACUCACUCUAGGAAUCCACCCAAAGAUCAGUUGCCCCAGUGCCUUGUGGAGAUUGAAAUCAGCUACUUUGAAAUAUACAAUGAACGGAUAUACGACUUGUUGAGUGCUGGUGGAAACAGGGCCUUAGCUGGGGAUCAUCGUGAAGCUCUGAGGGUGAGGGAACACCCUGAAAGUGGUCCCUAUGUUGAAGGCGUAGCAUGUCAUACGGUGUCUUCAUAUGAUGACCUCCAGACAUGGAUGUUGUUGGGGAAUAAGGAACGUUCCAUUGCAGCCACAGGGAUGAAUGACAAAUCUUCCCGUUCCCAUGCUGUGUUCACAAUCAAAUUAACUCAGACAAUGGUGGAAGAUGUUGAGGGCGAGCAACUGGAAAGCAGCAAGGCAAGUGUCAUCAACCUAGUGGAUCUUGCUGGCAGUGAGAGAUUGGCAGCAUCACAGUCUCAGGGAGACCGUUUGAAGGAAGGAGUGUGUAUAAACAAGUCCCUGCUAACUCUUGGGAAAGUGAUAACAGCCUUGGCCGAGAGUGCCGGACGACGACGAACUUUUAUUCCAUACAGGGAGUCAGUUCUUACUUACUUGCUGAAGGAAUCACUCGGUGGAAACUCACGCACAGCCAUGAUAGCGACAAUAUCUCCUUGUAAAAGCCACUUAGACGAGUCCCUGUCUACUCUUCGUUAUGCCCAACAGGCCAGAAAAAUUGUGAACCAUAAUUAUGUUAAUGAGGACCCUACAGCAAUGCUCAUCAGGUCUCUGAAGGAGGAAGUAGAACGCCUGAGACGCCAGCAGCUGCUCAAGAGCCCUUCGAUGCUUUUUGAUUCCGAGUUGGUAGAAUGUGGCAAUAAAUCAGAAACAGAUGAUGGGGUAGAUGAAGAGAAGGAGAAAGCUCUACUUGAGAAAGAGAAUAAAAUAAGAGAGAAGGAACAAGAGAAGAAUCAAGCAAUAAAAGAAAAAGAGGCAGAAAUAGCUUUAUUGAGAGAACAGCUUCGAUCACAGCAACUUUUGAGCGAGCGAAAUAGGAACUUGGAACAGCGCCUCAGAGAGAAUGAAGCCCGUCAGCAAGAAGUUCUAGAAUACCAGCUUCUUCAAGGGAUAUCAGGCAAGGAUGAUAAAGGACCCCAGUUGGUUAACUUGUGUGAAGAUCCACAGUUAUCAGAAACUCUGUCAUACAACCUCAAAGAUGGAGUGACAACCAUAGGCCAGUCUCUUUGUGACCUUAUGCUUAGAGGUCUUCACGGUGAAGAUAUCCAUUGUACUAUUGUAAAGGAGGGCGAAAGACUAACUCUUCAUCCAAGAAUUGACAGUGAAACCUAUGUCAAUGGGCAACUAAUAAUGUCACCUGUACAAUUAAAGCAUGGAGACAGAGUAAUAUUAGCUGGCAUUUAUUACUUUAGACUGAAUGACCCAAAGCCUGGAAUGAAUUCUGAAGAGCAGACUUUAAGUAGUAUGGAUUUCAUUACAUCACAGGAAGAGUUGCUCAGAGAGCAGGAAAAAAGAUUAAAAGGAGAAGCUGAUAAAGCCCUAGCUGCAAGUAAAGCUGAGCUCAAGAUGGAGAUGUGCCUGCAGCGUGACAAGUUGUUGCAGGAUAUAUAUGAAGCUUCCAGUAAAUUGAUAGUGAAUAGAGCAUUCCAGCUUAUCAUCGUAGUCAUCAUGGGGGGUGGUAUUGCAUCUCUUAGGGUGUCCAGUGUCUUGGAGGUCAGUGAAGAUGUGGAGGAGUUGGCAGAGAAGCACAAUGCAGCACUUACCAUAGUAGAACUUCAGGACCUUCUGAAGAAGAACCAAACAGACAGUGGAGGAGGGAAAGGAGUAUGCCCUUAG
Macrobrachium nipponense is the source of this 3139-nucleotide messenger RNA. RefSeq names its product kinesin-like protein KIF14. Gene Ontology annotation, molecular function: ATP binding; microtubule motor activity; microtubule binding. The coding region runs from base 35 to 3139 and encodes 1034 amino acids. The transcript has 20 exons. The record is from RefSeq and is a predicted model, not a curated record. Gene Ontology annotation, biological process: microtubule-based movement. NCBI's taxonomy places the organism in Eukaryota, Metazoa, Arthropoda, Malacostraca, Decapoda, Palaemonidae.